This is a messenger RNA of Pseudonaja textilis, 1221 nucleotides long. Lineage: Eukaryota; Metazoa; Chordata; Lepidosauria; Squamata; Elapidae. The record is from RefSeq and is a predicted model, not a curated record.
GGGGGUUGUCGGGACGAGGAGUCUGCUUCUUGAUUUUGGUGAAGCCUAGGUCAGAACAAAAGGGAAACUUAAGAUGUUGCCGCCUCUCUUUUUUCUCUCCCGGCUUCUCCAUAGGAUGAGGCCUCCAGCUCCACCUCUUCUGAUCGCCUGCCUUGUGAUGUCGCUGAACAGCUACACCCAGCAGGUUCCUCCCUGCCUGCCCCAGUAUCCGGGUCCAGAAAGCAACGCUAGUUUUGUCUGCAACUCUUCAUCGCUCCGCGAAUUUCCCUCCGGCUUCCCCAGUGAAACCAAGACCAUCACCGUUCAGUCCACCCAGAUCUCCAACCUGGGUGCGGAGGCCCUGCAGGGUCUCCCACAGCUCCAGGUGCUUUCUCUGAUUGGCAACCAGCUGAAGACCCUUCCAAGCGGCCUCUUCCGUAACCUCCCAGCACUGCAGUCCUUGGACCUCUCCGGAAAUCUCCUGGAAGAUCUACCUGCAGAUCUCUUCGCGCCCAUCAGUAGACUGGCUGACUUAUUCCUCGAUGCAAACCAGCUGACUGAGCUGCGCCCAUCCUGGUUCGAAACCCUGGAGGAACUCAAGAACCUGCGCCUCGAUCACAAUCAGCUGAAGGAGAUCCCGCCCAAUUGCUUCCGUAAACUGACCCUGUUGUUGUCCCUGGACCUUUCCUCCAACCUCCUCCGUUGCCUCUCUCCGGAGGUGUUCCAGGGCCUCACGUUUCUAACGGAUUUAAUUCUGAGAGACAACCCGGUUGUGUCUAUCGCCCCCGACACCUUCCGUGGGACUCCCAUGCUGUGGGUCCUCUCCCUGAGAAACAACAGCCUGACCCACGUUCCACCAGGGCUCUUUCGGUCCUUGAAGAACCUGGGAGAGCUGGAUCUCUCCGCCAACGAGAUCACCUCCCUGGAGGCUCCCUUGGUCAACGUGUCUUCCGAGUUCAGUCUCGAUCUCUCCGGCAACCCAUGGGCAUGUGACUGCCGCCUGCAGACUCUCUUCAACUGGGCCCAGGAAGGCAACGUGGAUUGGUUCUCCAAGAAAAACGUGGUCUGCGCUUUCCCCAAAAGUUUGAAGGGGAAAGUGGCAACUUCACUGAAGAGAUCCCAACUUUGUCCCUGCUAAACCUUCGGAAUGGAUCCUUUUCCUUCCAGCCUGCUUCGCGAACAGCGAGAUUUCCCGGUGUGGGGAGCCUUUCCAGUUGGAUUGGACUUCAACUCCCAGAAAUC